Penicillium robsamsonii is the source of this 1383-nucleotide messenger RNA. Its product is annotated as SUN domain-containing protein. The record is from RefSeq and is a predicted model, not a curated record. Lineage: Eukaryota; Fungi; Ascomycota; Eurotiomycetes; Eurotiales; Aspergillaceae. The transcript has a single exon. The coding region runs from base 1 to 1383 and encodes 460 amino acids.
AUGAAGUUCCAGAUCACAUCCUUCCGCGCAGCGGCGCUUGUCGCCCUCAUUGCGAGCGCUGACGCCUCCAAACAUAGCCAUGGCCACAGCCAUCACCACGAGACUCGUGAUGUGGAUCUGGAGAAGAGGGGUGAAAAGUGCAAGUUCCCCUCCGACGCUGGCCUGGUUGCGAUCACCCCGAAUGAGGAAAAUGCUGGUUGGGCUAUGAGCCCCGACGAGCCCUGCAAACCUGGUAACUACUGCCCUUACGCUUGCCCUCCCGGUGAGGUUUCUAUGCAGUGGGAUCCCAAGGCGACCUCCUACUCUUACCCUAUGUCUAUGAGGGGUGGUCUGUACUGUGACGAGAGCGGCAAAAUCCAGAAGCCCUUCCCCAACCGCGACUACUGUGAAUCGGCUGCUGGUGUUCUCAAGGCCCGCAACAAGUGUGGAAAGGCUGUCUCUUUCUGCCAGACUGUGCUGCCUGGAAAUGAGGCUAUGCUUAUCCCCACCAUGGUUGAGGACCUGGCCGAUCUGGCCGUGCCUGGCAUAUCCUACUGGUGCUCCACUGCUGCACAGUACUACAUUAACGCUCCCGGUGUCACCGCGGAGGAGGGCUGUGUCUGGGGUAGUUCGGUGAACCCCGUCGGUAACUGGUCCCCGUAUACCGCUGGUGCCAAUACCGACGACGAUGGCAACACCUUCUUGAAGAUCGGCUGGAACCCCAUCUACCUGGAAACCACCACGCCCUUCCGCAAGGUCAAGCCUGACUUUGGUAUCGAGAUUGAGUGUGAGGGUGACGGCUGCCACGGCUUGCCCUGCAAGAUCGACCCUGCUGUCAACGACGUCAACGAGAUGAUCGGCAAGCCCUUCGUUGGCGCUGGUGGCGCCACCGGCUGCGUCGUGACCAUCCCCAAGGGCGAAACCGCGCACAUCAUCGUCUUCGAGAAGGAGGGUAACGGCAGCACCUCGUCGGAGACCAUCGAGGUUUCCACUAGCUCUCAUACCUCCACCAAGAGCGCCAGCACCUCGACUACCACUACUGCUCCGACCAGCACCAGCACCAGCACUACUGAGAGACCAACCUCCACCUCUACGUCUACUCACUCGUCAACUUCAACCUCGACUCAUACAUCUACCUCCAGCUCCAAAUCUACUGCUAGCUCCAGCUCAACGACUCAGACGUCGAGUGUCACUAGUCUCGCCCACUUGCCCAAGUCGAGCCCGGCGGGCUAUACUUACCAGCCCCACGUGCUGACUGGUUCUGCUGAUAUCCAAGCGGCCUCCACAAUGACCGCUGCCGCUGCCGCCGCGUCCACAUCUUCCGCUAGCGGUGCUACUAGCGCCACCGUCUCCAUGUUGACCCUGGCCUUUAGCGCCAUUGCCGCCAUGGUCGUGAGAAUCUAA